This is a messenger RNA of Monascus purpureus, 807 nucleotides long. NCBI's taxonomy places the organism in Eukaryota, Fungi, Ascomycota, Eurotiomycetes, Eurotiales, Aspergillaceae. The record is from the annotation of a GenBank genome assembly.
CAACCAUCCACCCCAUUAUCAUCACCAUUGGAAAACGAACCAAUUGAUACCGCGAGUUCCCUCGAAUGAAGAAAACAUAAAUAAAAAAUGCGUCCUCUUUCCCCCAUCCUCGCCUCACUGGCGAAUGCCUUCAAAAUCCCCGUCUCCUCCCCAUCUCGCCCGGCAAUCCGUCUCAGCAACAAUGUCGCAAACGAAGUAACAGGAAGAGCAAGACAAUUCUCCUCCACUACACCCGUUCUAGCGAAGAAAAGGGGCGGAAAAGGCGGUGAUAGAAGAAUCAAAUUAAUAAGAUACUUCCUCUAUCACCCCCUAACACCCCGCCCCCUACGAUUCUCACGAACCCGCUACCUCCGCCACUGGACCAUCCACCGUGCCUGGCAACUAUACCAGGCCUCCCUCCGACGAGCGCAGGAGCUCGAACUCCAGCGCCAAUGGCAGGCGAUGCGGGCCGCGUGCGAGGAACUCCGAACCGGCGCGGGUGAUGGCGGGAAACUGUUUCGUGUGUCGAUGAACAAGAAGGGUGUUUUUACGGAUUUGAUUCCGAUUGAGUAUGGACGGUUGCAAACUGAGGGACCUGCCACGAGUGGGUGGAAUUAUGAUUGGAAGAGGGUUGAGAAGCAUGGACAUUGACAUUAACAUUCAUUCACAUGGGUCUUAGGUUAGGUCAUUUCAUUUCUUUCUUUUUGUCUUUCUAUAAAAAGGGGAUAAUUCAUGUUUGUUUUGUUUCUUGGUUCUUCCUUGUAUCUUGAAAAGAAUGCUUUGAAUAGGAGAAUUGUAUUUAUAUUUGUACAUUGACUUACGAGUUUG